AUGGGGGCGCUGGGCCGGGGCCUGCUGUGGCUGCAGCUGUGCGCGCUGGCCGGGGCCGAUUAUAAACUCUGGGUCCCCAACACCGACUUCGACACCGCGGCCAACUGGAGCCAGAAUCGGACCCCGUGCCCAGGAGCCGCCGUGGCCUUCCCUGCUGACAAGGUGGUGUCCGUCCUGGUGCGAGGAAGUCACAGCCUUUCGGACGCGCGCCUGCCCCUGGACGCGGAGCUCGUGCUGGCCCCGGGCGCGGGGUUCAGCGCCGCGGACGCCGGCUCGCACCCCGACUGCAGCGCAGGUGCGCCCGCGCUCUUCCUCGACCCCGACCGCUUCUCGUGGCACGACCCGCACCUGUGGCGCGCCGGGGCCGCGGCGCCCGGGCUCUUCUCCGUGGACGCCGAGCGCGUGCCCUGCCGCCACGACCACGUGGUCUUCCCGCCCGACGCCUCCUUCCGGGUGGGGCUGGGCCCGGGCGCGAGCGCAGUGCGCGUGCGCAGCGUCACGGUGCUGGGCCAGACCUUCGAGCGCGAGGACGACCUGGCGGCCUUCCUGGCGUCCCGCGCCGGCCGCCUGCGCUUCCACGGCCCGGGCGCGCUGCGCGUGGUCCCCGAGGCCUGCGCGGACCCGUCGGGCUGCGUCUGCGGCAACGCCCAGGCGCUGCCCUGGAUCUGCGCGGCCCUGCUCCGGCCCCGCGGCGGCCGCUGCCCCGCCGCCGCCUGCCGCGACGCCCUGCGGCCCGCGGGCCAGUGCUGCGACCUCUGCGGGGCCAUCGUGUCGCUGACGCACGACGCCACCUUCGACCUGGAGCGGUACCGGGCGCGGCUGCGGCGCGACUUCCUGGCCCAGCCCCAGUACCAGGGGCUGCAGGUGGCCGUGUCCAAGGUGCCGCGCUCGCCGGGGGCCCGCGAGCCCGCCGGCCCGGAGCCCGCCACGGAGAUCCAGGUGGUGCUGCUGGAGACCCGGCCCGCGGCGGGCGGCGCGAGGCGCCUGGCCCGGGCGCUGCUGGCGGACGUCGCGGAGCAGGGCCGGGCCCUCGGGCUGCUGUCGGCCGCCGCCCGGGAGUCGGGCGCGCCCGUCGGGGGCGGCUCCGCGGCGGGACUGGACGGGCGGGGGCCGAGCGCCGCGCUCGUGGGCGGCCUGGCGGCGGCGCUGCUGCUGGCGCUGCCGGCCGGGGCGCUGCUGCUGCUGCUGCUGCUGCGCCGCGCGCGGGGGCUCAGGUGGAGGCGGGAUGAGGCCAGCCCAGACCCACCCCUGGGGUUCCACAACCCCGUGUUCGAGGUGGCCAGCUCCUGGGGACUGCCCCCGGAGCCGGUGGACACCAGGAGCACCAGCCAGAGCUGCUUCGUUAACCCGUUAUUCGAGGGCACAGAGGCCGAGGCCUAGCAGUGUGACCAACCCACCCGCCCCUGCUCCUCCCUGUCAGGGAGGGGAGCCGUGGAACCCAAUAAAGGCGUUUCCUGCACUGUCUGGUGGUCGUGGACACCCC
This is a messenger RNA of Talpa occidentalis (Iberian mole), 1483 nucleotides long. It is a transcript of the gene AMN, whose product is annotated as amnion associated transmembrane protein. The coding region runs from base 1 to 1380 and encodes 459 amino acids. NCBI's taxonomy places the organism in Eukaryota, Metazoa, Chordata, Mammalia, Eulipotyphla, Talpidae. The transcript has 12 exons. Gene Ontology annotation, cellular component: endocytic vesicle; apical plasma membrane. The record is from RefSeq and is a predicted model, not a curated record. Gene Ontology annotation, biological process: intracellular protein localization; receptor-mediated endocytosis.